UCGAGUAGAAAGCGAAAAUCACAUUUUAGUUCAAGCCCAAGGGAUACGAACGUGGAUGUUCUAUAAUUAGGGUUUCACAAACUCGAACAAUCAGAAUCAUAUUAACCCAAAAAGAACCGAAUAAAAUUGAUCAAAGAUGUGGCACGAAGCUCGUCGAUCGGAGCGGAAGGUCCACGACAUGAUGGAUGCGGCUCGUAAGCGAGCUCAGAGACGCGCCGUUUAUCUCGCCAAGCGUCGGGGCGACCCGCAACAAUCCAUUCAAGUUUCCGGAUCUCGUUGCCGUAUGUACCGUGACGACGGUCUUUAUCAAGCUACUCAAGAUCAGCAAGGCCUGAUCCCUUGGAAUGGGAAACAAGACAUCAUGAUUGACAGAUUUGAUGGUCGUGCGCUUCUGGAUUUUAUUAGAGAUUCUGAUUCGCGACGAAUCCGGGUUCCUGAUAAGACAGAGGAAGAGGAAGAACUUGAAGAGUUCGUUAAUUUUGAGCGUUAUCGGGAUUUAAUUAAGCAUCGACGUAGAGGAUUUACGGAUGAAGAUGGAUUGCAACAUGUUCAUCUUGAAAUGGAGGCAAAGAAUGUUGCAUUAUUUGGAUUAGACAGUAGAUCUCAACCUGCUCAGCCACCAGCAAACAAGGGUGCUUAUUCUCAGGUCGGUUUUUCUUAUGACGGAGAGGGGAAACAAGAAACACAGUAUUCAGACGGAGAUGACAAUGACGAGGACGAAGAUGAGGAUGAGGAUGAUGACGAGGAUUUUAACAGUGAUGAUAGCAAUGAUGAAGGAAUGGAUCUAAUUGCAAAAGAUUUUGGGGUGAAGAGAUAUGGGUGGCUUGUAUUCAUGGAUAAAAAGGCUAAAGAAGAAGAAAGAAGGCAAAAAGAAAUAGUCAAGGGAGAUCCUGCAAUGAAGAAGUUGAGUCGCAAAGACAGGAGAAAGGCAUCUCAGAUAGAAAGGGAGAGGGAAAGAGAAGUUGCUAGGGGUGUUGGAAGUAGAGUGCUUCAUCAUGACCCCUAUCGGGAAUCCAGACGAAGUCCAACUUAUGAAGCUUAUCCCCGUUCUAGAAGGCAUGCUUGUUGUACUUCUUUAAUUUUACUUGCUACAAUGUUCACUCUACUCACUUUCUUUAUUGCCUCUGUUAGAUCAAGGUCAAGGUCAUAUUCCCCAUCACGUUCUAGGCGUCAUGCUCGCGGUGCUCAUUCAGAUGAUGUUCCUCGAAGCAAGUCAAGAGCUCCAAAAAUAGAAUACAUUACUGAAUUUGGUGGAGCUGGAGAGGGUGCUGAGCCAAAGAUAGUGGGCUACUCACCACCACCAUCUCCUCGGUCUGAAGCUGGCUCUUUAAACCGGCCAUCAUCUGGUCACAUACUUGAGGCCCUUCAUGUUGAUCCUGCAUCUGGUGUAUCACUUGAUAAGGAAAAGAAUUCUAAAUUGCCAAAACCACCAGCAAGCACAUCAUCAGCAUUGGCAAAAUUAAGUAAAGCAACAGGUAGUGGGAGCCUUUCUAAGCAGCCAGCUGAGAAAAAAGAAACGCCACAAGAGCGACUGAAACGGAUUAUGAGCAAACAACUGAACAAACAGAUUAAGAAGGACACUGCUGUUGAAAUGGCUAAGAAACGUGAACAAGAUCGUCAACGGCUUGAGAAACUUGCUGAAACUAACCGCUUGAGUCGGUAUAGGCGUCGGAGCCGGAGCAGAAGUUAUAGUCGUUCUCCUCCAAGAAGGCACCGUCGCAGCCGAAGCCCAAGCAGGGGCAAGAGUUCACGAAGAAGACAUUAUUCACGCUCUCGCUCACCAUCUCGUUCACCCUCCUACUCCCGUUCCCUGUCUCGUUCCAGGUCACCUCGGACAAGAAGCCGGUCUAGGUAUUGAUCGUGAUUUCUAGCUGGGAGUGGCUCCAAGCAGACGGAUAUUUGCUGUAUAGCUAGACUAUAAAGAGGUGGAAAGUAUAUGUAAUGCUCUCUGUUAUGUUUUUAAGAAAUGUUGGUUUUUCUCAAAUUUGAGUUCAUCCAGUUUCCAGAACGUCAAGUGUUGUGAUUAGCAUUAUAUUUUGUUUGAACUGAGCUUGGGUUUGUAAUUAAUGCUGGCAAAUGAAGGUAAUCAUUAAUCAGCAUUUGAUGAAGCUACUUGUUUUUUGUUGCUAAUUAAAUGUUGCUUUUAA
Daucus carota subsp. sativus is the source of this 2147-nucleotide messenger RNA. RefSeq lists its product as uncharacterized. The coding region runs from base 137 to 1858 and encodes 573 amino acids. NCBI's taxonomy places the organism in Eukaryota, Viridiplantae, Streptophyta, Magnoliopsida, Apiales, Apiaceae. The transcript has 12 exons. The record is from RefSeq and is a predicted model, not a curated record.